Molecule: messenger RNA, 1542 nt
Organism: Penicillium lagena
Lineage: Eukaryota; Fungi; Ascomycota; Eurotiomycetes; Eurotiales; Aspergillaceae
Exons: 1
Coding region: 1-1542 (513 amino acids)
Biological process (GO): nucleolar large rRNA transcription by RNA polymerase I
Cellular component (GO): RNA polymerase I core factor complex
Molecular function (GO): TBP-class protein binding; RNA polymerase I core promoter sequence-specific DNA binding
Source: RefSeq, a predicted model, not a curated record
AUGGGCGUGGGCGACUACAUCCACUCCAAGGAAGCUGGGCACUCUGCAGCAGUACGCAGGACAGCUUCCCUCCAAACACGACAACUGCGUGCGGAACAAGCAAAGGUAGAGGUGCCAGCAACUAGUCUAUUCGAGCUGCCUCCUUCAAACGGCGACGAGAGAACUGGUUUCGCGGACCCGUCCCAAGCAUCUCUCGACCAUGCAUUGCAGCAGCGGGACGCCUUCGACACAGAUGUCGAAGCAGUCGAUGACUCCACCAUUGCAGGAACAAGCAUCUACGGAGUGGAUGAUAAUCAGUCUCACAUAGCACCGAAUGCAAAUACAGCAUCCGCUACCCAUGAACCACAGUCCACCUACCAGCCACGCCAUCCCCAGCGCUCUCACGGGUCUGCUUGGUACGAUGGUCUAGGAAACAAGGCCAUGAAGGAGGCAGGCUUUGACUCUGAAGAUGCACAUGAUGGCGACGACGGUAGCCAGUUGACUUCUUCUGUCGGGGACGACGAGAAUGUCGACGAGAUCCGCGCAGGGUACUACACCCACAAACCUCGUGCAAUGGAAGAGCCGCUGAGCCGACGCCUGGAGAAUUUCUGGUCUGCCAGCAAGAGAGCGCCUUUGAAGCCACUGGAUCCGAUUCCUGUGAACACAGCUCCCCAGCAUCAGCCACGCAAGCUGGGCCAGAUGCUGCCUCCUCCGGGGACCAGGAAGCCCAUUCUACCGCAUAGCACGUCUGGAACUCCGCGGGCGCGGUCCCGCUUCAGUCCACCAAAGCCUUCACUACUUGAACAGCUGGAUAUCUCGCCAACCCGUCAGGGCUUCCAGACUUCGCUACAGCCGGAACGAACGCUCCAUAUGGCCGCUCUCCGCCCACUCGAGCACGAAGACCACAUCAGCGAUGAUGGCCUAGAUCAAAGAGUGGCAAUUGACGACAGACGAGACAGCGUGCAUUCACUCAAUGCAUUCGACAUCACCAAUCUGACCGACCUUGAUGCCGACAAUGACGACACCAUCCAAGAUCCAUUCUUCACCGGUUCCAUACGACGUCGUCGAGACACAAUUAUCCACUCGAAAAAACGACCCUUCGAAGCAGACUAUCCCCCGGCUGUGCUCUACCAGAAAUCCUUUUCAGACCUCCAAGCUGAGCCAUUUGACAGAGCGCCAUCUCCGGUUCCUCUAUCAUCACCAGUCCAGUCCACUCCCCCACAGCCACAACAACAACCCCAGGACAUCUCCCCAGACAGCGAGUCCCCGAAAGACGCCGUGUCCCAGCUCCUGAAACAGACAGACCAAGAACGACACACCUUCCUAUCUCGCAUGACCGUCGACGAAUGGGAAGAAUGCGGAGACCAGUUGCUCGAUCGCUUCAGCCAUCUACUCUCUGAGAUGAAGAAUUCGAGGCGUGUUCGUCGCCGCAUGGCUGCUGUGUUUGAGAGGGAGGUUAAACGGCGACAUGAUCAGGUGGAGGAGCAGAAUCAGGAGUUGUCGACAAAGUUGCAGGAGAUGCGCACUGGUGGCGCGGAGGUUCUGCGAGGGCGAAAUGCUUAA